AUGUCGAGUGUGGCGGAGCAGACGCCUCGGCCAAUAGGAGCCGAGGACCGCGCAUUGCACCUGAUAUCGGCCGCCGCCAACGGGUCUACGGCGCCGGUGCAGCUGAGCGAGCUGUACGAGCUGGCUGACACGCUUCCUCCCCUCAAGCCCGUCGAGCUCCUCGGGGAGUGGUCGUCCGGCGGGCUCGACACCGAACACCCGACGUACUGCUGGCUGAAGUCGAUAAACUGGAUCGGCGUGACGUUCCGCAGCGCGGAUGACGUCAACCCGCUCGUGGUCGCGGUGCAAACAAGAGACGGCUCGGGAACAAGAAGAAAGUGGCUGGAUGAAUGGGGUAACGGAGAGGUCAGUCUAUUCCUCAGCCCAGAUGGCCCUGCGCUUCCUUGUGAUUUGGCGCCGUGA
This is a messenger RNA of Lasiodiplodia theobromae, 402 nucleotides long. Its product is annotated as Transcription factor cmr1 protein. The coding region runs from base 1 to 402 and encodes 133 amino acids. The record is from RefSeq and is a predicted model, not a curated record. Lineage: Eukaryota; Fungi; Ascomycota; Dothideomycetes; Botryosphaeriales; Botryosphaeriaceae. The transcript has 2 exons.